AUGCCAUCUCCAACAGCAGCCUUCCGCAAAGGCGCCAAUGCCCUUAUCACAGGCGGCGCAGGUGGUGUCGGCCUUGCCACAGCCAAGCUCUGCGCAUCCCAUUCCAUGAAUCUAAUCUUAGUCGACAACAACUCCUCCAAACUCGACGAAGCCAAGUCCGCCGUUUCUUCCGCCGGAGCUGGCCACGUGGAAACCCACAACCUCGAUGUCAGCUCGAUCCAAGACUGGCAAAAGCUCAAAUCCCACGUCGAGGAGGGUGGCAAGAAGCUCGAUUUCCUCCACCUCAAUGCCGGUAUUGGCCUCAAUGGCGACUGGACCGAUACAGGCUACUUCCACAAAAUCUUUGAAGUGAACUUCUUCGGCGCCAUAAAUGGAAUCAACACCUUCUUCCCACAUUUCCAGGACAACGAAUCCGAGCAAAAAGCCAUCGUCAUCACGGGGAGUAAACAAGGCAUCACGAACCCACCCGGAAACCCCGCUUACAACGCGUCGAAGAGCGCUGUCAAGACGAUUGCGGAGCACCUCUCCUUCGACCUCGCAAAGUCAUCUCCCAGUACCAGCGUGCAUCUGCUCGUACCAGGCUGGACUUUCACCGGUCUUACAGCCGCUCGCGGCGUGACGGAGAAACCUGCUGGUGCGUGGGCGCCAGAACAGGUAGCUGAUUAUCUCUAUCAGAAGAUGGGGGAAGGGAAGUUCUAUGCGAUUUGUCCUGAUAAUGAUGUUGAUUGGGAGACUGAUCGAAAGCGUAUGACGUGGACGAUGGGCGAUGUUGUAUAUGAGAGGAUGCCGCAGAGUCGGUGGAGAGACGAGUAUAAGGAGGAGGCGAACAAAACUAUGGAGGGCAUGAAGUUGGGUGCUAAGCAGGCAGAUUGA
Molecule: messenger RNA, 873 nt
Organism: Recurvomyces mirabilis
Lineage: Eukaryota; Fungi; Ascomycota; Dothideomycetes; Mycosphaerellales; Teratosphaeriaceae
Exons: 1
Coding region: 1-873 (290 amino acids)
Cellular component (GO): intracellular anatomical structure
Molecular function (GO): oxidoreductase activity, acting on NAD(P)H, oxygen as acceptor
Source: RefSeq, a predicted model, not a curated record